Xyrauchen texanus (razorback sucker) is the source of this 2452-nucleotide messenger RNA. RefSeq names its product NME/NM23 family member 9 (gene nme9). Gene Ontology annotation, molecular function: nucleoside diphosphate kinase activity. The coding region runs from base 108 to 2015 and encodes 635 amino acids. Gene Ontology annotation, biological process: UTP biosynthetic process; GTP biosynthetic process; CTP biosynthetic process. NCBI's taxonomy places the organism in Eukaryota, Metazoa, Chordata, Actinopteri, Cypriniformes, Catostomidae. The record is from RefSeq and is a predicted model, not a curated record. The transcript has 17 exons.
UAGCAGAAAGUGGACACAAAAAUAACACGAUCACGUCUUUAACAUAAUUUGGAAUUACUUGUUGUACUGCCUUUCAUUUACUGUUUUAUUUUUAAUAAGGCAUUUUCAUGGCGGGUAAAAAGAAGGAAAACACUUUACAGGUGAAUAUAACUAAUGAUGAACAAUGGAACGAUGUUCUGGCAAUGAAAGGGUUAACAGUGGUGGACGUGUACCAGCAGUGGUGUGGGCCGUGUCGUGCUGUCAUGAGUCUCUUUAGAAAAAUGAAGAAUGAACUGGGAGACGACCUGCUGCAUUUUGCCACAGCAGAGGCGGAUAGCAUUGAAGCUCUGGAGAAGUACAGAGGGAAGUGUGAGCCCACCUUCCUGUUUUAUGCGGGUGGGGAACUGGUGGGCGUUCUGCGGGGGCCAAAUGCCCCUCUACUGCAGAAGACCAUACAAGAGGAGCUGAAAAAAGAGACAAACGUUCUAGAACACGGCACAGGACGCAAAGUGGUGAAAGAUGAAGGUUUAAUUGAGGAAGAGGAGGUGAACGAUGAUCACCAACAUGAUGAAGAUGUGAUGGUGCCCGCUCAUAAGUCUUACACUGUGGCACUAAUAAAGCCUGAUGUUGUUGCUCACGGCAAAGCAAAUGAGAUUAUUAUGAAGAUUCAGGACGCAGGGUUUGUGAUUUUGGCUCAUGAGGAGAGAACUUUAACUGAAGCAGAAGUUCAAGACUUCUAUCAGCACAAAGCCACAGAGCCAUACUUUCAGGAGCUCAUUCAGUUUAUGUCGAGCGGUCCGUCCCACGUUCUGGUCAUUUCUAAGACGGAGGAAUGUGAUGACGUCAUCCCGGCCUGGCGGGAAUUUAUCGGUCCACCGGACAUCGAAGAAGCAAAGAUGAAACAGCCGGAGAGCCUGCGAGCUCAGUACGGGACCAAGAGCGUAUUUAACGGCCUACACGGUAGCAACGACAGCGAGCGUGCCAGCAGGGAGCUGGCGUUCUUCUUCCCGAACUUCAGGAUGGCGAUGGCGGACUCGGAACAGGAGACUGUGGAGAGGACACUGGCGCUUAUCCGCCCAGACGCUGCCAGGGAAAACAGAGAGGAGAUUCUGGCCCGGAUCCACGAGUCAGGUUUCACAGUGGCGAUGCAGAGAGAGGUGAUGCUCUCUGAAGAACAGGUGAGACAGUUCUACAGCUCUCACCUGCAGGAGGAAUACUUCCCCAGACUGAUGGAGUGUAUGACCAGUGGGCCAGUGCUAGCAUUAGCUCUUGUAAAGCAAGGAGCUGUAAAACACUGGAGGGGCAUUCUGGGACCCAAAGAUCUCAUCCAGGCUAAGAAUGAGGAACCCGAGUGCUUGCGAGCUCAGUUUUCCGCUGGGAAUCCCAGUGUUAACCAGCUGCAUGGCAGUGGAAGUCCAGAGGAGGCAGAGAGAGAGAUCCGAUUCUUCUUCCCCACAGAACAAACACUGGCCGUCAUUAAACCUGACACUGAACACAGAGAGGAAAUCCUGAAAGAGAUUCGGGCGAGAGGAUUCACCAUUUCACACAUGAAGGACACGGUUCUGUCCAGAGAUAUGGCAGAAGAGUUUUAUAAAGAACAUCGGGAUAAACCCUUCUUCAGCCAGCUGGUGGAUUACAUGUGUCGGGGCCCGUGUUCGGUGUUGGUUCUGACCAAGGAGAACGCAGUGGAGGAGUGGAGGGCAACCAUGGGCCCUACAGACCCCAGCGUGGCGAGAGAGAUGGCUCCAGAGUCUUUAAGAGCCCGCUUUGCUAAAGAUGUCUUAGAGAACGGCGUCCAUGGCUCCUCCAACACAAAACACGCACACGAGAAGAUCCAGUUCAUCUUUGGAGACAUCGACUCAGAGAGCGAUCUCAUCCAUGAUGCUGCUUCACCUCCUUUAGCUGCUGAUGAAAUGAACCCUGAGACGACAGAGAGACAUCCAGCAUCCCCUGAUCAGCUCACGGCCGUCUCGCAUCAGACAGAAGCGACUCUCUCCUCCAGUCAGCCUGACACAGAAGAUCAAACAAGUACAUGAAGUCUGUGAGAUCAUCGGCCGAUGAAAAGGAUGUGUAAAGGUGAAGCUUUUACCUAUUCGUCCAAACUUUCAUGAGGAACAAUAUUGCAAUAAUUUCAGGCCUGAAGCAACAUGAAGAUUAAUUCUGAUGUUGUCAAGUAGGUUUAAUUAGAGAAGACAGUUGUAGAGCGGAGGAGGGCGGGGCCGGGCUGGAACGACGCACACCCGGUCCUCAAUCAGCCGGUCCCUCGCGCACCCCAUCAGGGUGAUUAGGGACCGGGCGUGCGUCGUUCCAGCCAGGCCCCGCCCUCCUCCGCUCUACAACUGUAUAUAGAAGAUUUUAUGGUUUCCUUUGUAAUUGUUCUCCUCCAGUUUGAAGCUGAAGGCAUCAGGAUGUACGGCAGCAACAGCCAGAUGUUUGUGGUCUCAUCUUCAGUCGUACAUUCGUUACGAAUCAA